This is a messenger RNA of Paramisgurnus dabryanus, 5314 nucleotides long. RefSeq lists its product as uncharacterized. Lineage: Eukaryota; Metazoa; Chordata; Actinopteri; Cypriniformes; Cobitidae. The record is from RefSeq and is a predicted model, not a curated record.
UCUGUGUAUCUAAGUGUUGAGACGUUGAUGAUGUGCUGUGCUGUGCUGUAAAUCAGUAGGAACUGAUCUGUCCAUGCUGGAUAUAUUGAUGAUUUCAUCACAGAAAUCUCUCAGCUGAAGAAAGAGGUGGCGUUACUGGAGACAAAGCUGAGGUCAAGAGGAGAUUUAGCAAUGAAUCGAGAGGAUGUGGAUUGUUGUGAAUCUUCAGUGUAUGUGACUGAUGAUGGGAGUCUGGAUUCAGUGUGGAUGAGCAGAGAUCAGAGCCGCACACCACAGCCACUACAGGACUCCGAUCUCAGUCUGACUUUACUCUGUUAUACUGAGUCAAAGCCCACAGACACUCAGGACACUACAGUGUGUGACAGUAAACAGAGCUUACAGGAGGAUCAAACCUCCACAGAGUCUCUGGAUUCUGUCUGUAACGCCGGAGAACAGCAGCAGAUUCUGCAGACCACACUGAAGAUGUGUUCAGUUAAACUCAUCGACUGCACGAACCUCAUGAUGAAGAUUAAAUCUGAACCCACAGAAAUCAAAUCUGAACCCACAGAAAUCAAAUCUGAACCCACAGAAAUCAAAUCUGAACCCACAGAAAUCAAAACUGAACCCACAGAAAUCAAAACUGAACACACAGAAGAGGAAGAUCGUACUGAGGAAGAUGAUGAUUUUAUUCCAUCAGAUGUGAAGAGUGAUUCAUGUUUGGAUAUAGACAUAACGUCCUCAACAUCAAAAGAGCGACUGACAGCACAAACUCUUUCCUGCAUCACCUGUGGAAAGACAUUCAGCUCACAGAGACUUUUAGAGCGACAUGAGAGAAAACACACAGAACAGAAACUCUUCACCAGAUCUGAGAUCAGCUUUACUACCUUACAAGAGAAGAAACUUCAUUCAGAAGACCACAGAGAGAAGAAGAAGAAGCAGUUUCACUGUGAGCAGUGUGGAAAGAUUUGUGUCUCUUCCUCUGAUCUAAAUGUUCACAUGAGGACACACAGUGGUGAAAAGCCUUUCAACUGCACUGAAUGUGGAAAAUACUUCAAAACCAAACCAAAUCUUAAAGUUCAUCAAAGACUUCAUACAGGUGAAAAACCUUUCAAAUGCUCUCAGUGUGACAUGGCGUUUGCUUGUUCAAGUAAUUUAAAAGUUCAUAAGAGAGUUCACACUGGAGAGAAACCUUAUCACUGUAGUGUCUGUGGGAAGAGUUUUAGUCUAAAGUCUACCUUACUAAAGCACCAGAGAGUUCAUACAGGUGAAAAACCUUACAAAUGCUCUCAGUGUGACAAGACGUUUGCUCAGUCAGGUCAUUUAAAAGCCCAUCAGAGAAGUCAUACUGGAGAGAAACCUUACGUCUGCACUCAAUGUGGAAAGCGCUUCUCUAAUUCAUCUCAAUUCAGAGUUCAUCAAAGAGUUCAUACUGGAAAGAAACCUCAUCACUGUAGUGUCUGUGGGAAGAGUUUCUUUAAUUUACCUCAAUUCAGAGUUCAUCAAAGAGUUCACACUGGAGAGAAACCUUACGUCUGCACUCAAUGUGGAAAGCGCUUCUCUAAUUCAUCUCAAAUCAGAGUUCAUCAAAGAGUUCAUACUGGAGAGAAACCUUAUCACUGUAGUGUCUGUGAGAAGAGUUUUGGUCAACUGGCUUCAUUACUAAGUCACAUGAGAAUUCAUACAGGUGAAAAACCUUUCAAAUGCUCUCAGUGUGACAAGACGUUUACUUGUUCAGGUCACUUCAAAGUCCAUCAGAGAGUUCAUACUGGAGAGAAACCUUAUCACUGUCGUCUCUGUGGGAAGAGUUUUAGUGUAAAGGAUACCUUACUAAAGCACAUGAGAGUUCAUACAGGUGAAAAACCUUACAAAUGCUCUCAGUGUGACAAGACGUUUGCUCAGUCAGCUCAUGUAAAAGUCCAUCAGAGGGUUCACACUGGAGAGAAACCUUACGUCUGCACUCAAUGAGUGCGUUUACAUGAACAGUCUUACGCCGAUUAUGCUUAAUAAACUGAUAACACGUGGGGUCAUGUUAACGCGUAAAGCGGUUUUCUUUAAUCGGUGAAAGCCCAUAAACAGCGUAAGCAAAAACCGAUCGGCACAGGUAGUUUUUUGCUCAUUACGCCGAUUUCGCGUGGCAUGUAAACACCUUAACCGGCUUUCUCACGGUUUUGUCCAUGUGCGCAUGUCUCCGCGUAUGAAAGAUAAACGUCCCACGCGGAAGUAAGCGCAAGGUAACGCAUAAAAGUCUCCGCUCGACUAAAGCAGUUGGCAGAGAAACUGUGAAAAUAAAAGCUCAUGUUACAUUUACAGGUUCUGCAGACACAAGGAGAGAUACAACAGUAAUUAAUACAGAUAUGUCGUUUACUUUUUGAACGACUAUUGUGUACUAUAGGUGGUGACGUCACUGCCUGCGAGAAAACUGAUAAUUCUUCAAGUCCCAUGUAAACGCAGUUGUCUGCAUAGCUGGCUUACUGAUUUGCAUGUAAACACAUGAAAACAGUUUUCUGUAAUAAGCAGAUUUUUGAUAGAUAUCCGCUUAUUCUGUGCAUGUAAACAUACUCAAUGUGUAUCUCAAUGUGAAUCUCUAUUUCAUCUCAAUUCAGAGUUCAUCAAAGAGUUCAUACUGGAGAGAAACCUUAUCACUGUAGUGUCUCUGAGAAGAGUUUUAGUCAAGGGUCUUCAUUACUAAGUCACAUGAGAAUUCAUACAGGUGAUAAACCUUACAAAUGCUCUCAGUGUGACAAGAUGUUUGCUUCUUCGUCUAACUUAAAAUCCCAUCAGAGAGUUCAUACUGGACAGAACCUUUAACUUUCCCUGCCAGAAAAAAGUUUCUAGUGCCAGCAUUUUCAUGAUUUUCACAAAAGUUUAAUAUCUUUCAGAAAACGUACAAUAUAUCAAAUGAAAAAAUAGACCCUCUGCUUUAAAACAAAAAAGACGUUUCAUCCUACCUUCAUUACUUUUCUUGUAAUCACUUCUCAAAUAGGGGUAGGUUUCUUGAAAAACACAAAAUUUUGAGCAAAAAGCUGAGAUAAUUGCAUUUUUGUAAAGGACUUGAUAGAGAUCCAAUUUAGAGCGAUCCAUAAAACCAUACAUGGACAUACAGCUGUUUGUCCUAGGGCAAUACUUCUGAGUUGUAUAAGUUGCAGAAGAGCACCACCUGGUGGAUAAUAGCAGUGUUGCGGAAAGCCAGAAUUACUCGUCAUUGGCAGGGAAGCAUUUUUUUCACUACAGAAAUGGUGAACAGACCGUGGAAAAUCGGAACGUGAAUAAUAGACUGAGGAGAAGAGCAUCUAAAUCGCUAACAGAGGGGUGUGUGGUGUGCUGCUUUUGGGCUUCCAGGGCCACUUUUAGGCUGUAACUAAACUUAUAUGAAUGCAGGUGAAGGCGACAAUGUGAUAAACAAACUGGUUGGGUUUAGGGAAAGGGUGGGUUUAGAUGCUCCAACAUAUCUUUAAAACCAUAAUUGUUUAUGAAACCAUUUCUAUAUUUACAAAUGUAGAAAAUAAAAUGCAUUUAAUCUGACGUAUAAGGCAAAGAACCUUAAAACGUAACCACGGGUCGUAUAAGCUUUGGCAGCUAGAGGGCACUACGUCCCUAUCUGUUGUAUUAUGGUGCAUGCAUAAACGAACUAUUAGGUCGUAAUUUUUGGAGGACAGCAAACAUACUGUAACUAUUAGGGAUGCCACAAUUCUCAAUACAUUAUUGAAUCAUUCGGUUCGACCCCCACGGUGCAAUACGCGCAUGUUUGUCCAUCCAAAUCUGUCAGUUCUAUAUUCCAUGCACUUUUGUUAAUGUGCGGUUAUAUAGACGGUUUCAGCAAUAACAAGAUAAACAAGCGGCUGUCGCGGUCCGCACGUAACUUCCGGUAAAUUCCGCUAAUAAUAAAUAACAACAAAGUACUUUAAACGUAGUUUAUUUAUAUAACAAGCAAAAAAAAACACAUUGAUUACCUAGGAAACCAAAACAUUUGUUAUUUUAGACGAGGCAUCUGUUCAAGAGAUCAGUUUAGCAACUAGUCAGACCAUUAAAAAAACAAAACCGGAAGUAAAGUUCGGAUCCAGACGUGAAUCACGUGCGUGCGAUGAAACCGUCUAUACGACACAGCGAGUUGAUAUGCAGUCACUGUGUGCUACCUGCGUUAACUCUGCUUGAACUCUGCUUGCAAUGCUGGUGUCAGAUUUCAUUCGCGUGCGCACAAACCCAACAGAAAUACGUCAACAAAAAGCAGCAGAACGACUGUCUUUUAAAUCUGAGGUGUGGAUUAAUUACUUGCGCGUGUAGAUUACAUACAACAUCAAUGUAAAGAUGCAAAUUCGCGUGGGGCAAUGCGAAUGACGCAAAUUGGGCUUGUUAUUGAGGCAAACGCGCGUUAUUUGCCUCAAACACGUCUUCCGUCCUCAAAAAGUUCAACUCAAGAAGAGAAUGCGCCUGAUAAAAUAAAAUAAAUCCCACCAGUAAUCUUGAUUGUGCAACGCAUUUUUGGUUUCUACACAGACAGCAUGAUGUUGGAUUUAACAGUAGUGCAGUAAGGUAUAGCCUUCAUUUACAAUGUAAAGUUUAAUUUACUAAGUACAGGUAUAUAAAAUGGCCAAUUUAUGUAAUGUAAUGAAUUCACAUGUUCCCCAGUUUGAAUAGGAUAUCAUUUUUAUAUGUCUUUAUUUAAUUAUAUCUUAUAUUAUUGUAUCAAUACACUAGAAAUGUUUAAGAUGAUUUUGCAUUUACAUAAAAUAAAGAGAACUGCAAUUAAAACCAGUAUUUUUGCUUCUUAACAUCUCACUGUUCCUGUUUCCUAAGCAUAGAAUAAUUAAAAAACACUUUAAUAGGCCAAGGCAUCAGAACCGAAACAGAACAGAAAACCGUGGACAAGAACCGAAAAUUGUAUUGAACUGUGAACUAAGUGUAUUGUUGCAUCACUAGUAACUAUAUACAGUAGUGUUGUUUUUCAUUUUUUAUUGACACAUUUAUAAUUUUUAUAUAAUCUCUUUUAUAAACUCUUUUGUUAUGUGUCAAACUCGUUUAUUUUAUGUUGUGUGCUAUGUGAUUUUAAGAAUUGGUUUCAAAGUCUUAAUGUCAUGGAACCAUAAUGUCAUUUAUUGUCCAUUAACUUGCCUUGGAUAGUAACACACUGAGAAAGAAAGUGUUCAGAUUAUUCAGUAAAUGCUUUGUUCAUUUUUCUAACAAUUACGUCUUCUGACUUCUGCUAUAGGCCUAUAUGCAAGCAUGUCACACUUUCACUGCACAGACACCAUAUAUUGUAUAACAGGUUUCUUUCUACUUUAUUAUUAGUAUUUUAAUGAUAAUCACAGUUGAAUGUAAUGUUGUAAAAAAAACAAAG